Messenger RNA from Talpa occidentalis (Iberian mole), 435 nucleotides. RefSeq names its product phospholipase A2, membrane associated-like. Bases 1 to 435 code for a protein of 144 amino acids. Gene Ontology annotation, biological process: lipid catabolic process; negative regulation of T cell proliferation; arachidonate secretion. The record is from RefSeq and is a predicted model, not a curated record. Gene Ontology annotation, molecular function: calcium ion binding; phospholipid binding. Lineage: Eukaryota; Metazoa; Chordata; Mammalia; Eulipotyphla; Talpidae. The transcript is spliced from 4 exons.
AUGAGGACCCUCCUGCUGCUGGCGCUGGUCGCGGCCUUUGGCCUGCAACAAGCUGAUGGGGCUCUGUGGAAUUUUUGGGAAAUGAUUACAAAGGUGACAGGAAAGGAAGCUGCAUCCAGUUAUGGCUUCUAUGGCUGCCACUGUGGUGUGGGAGGCAAAGGAUCGCCCAAGGAUGCAACAGAUUGGUGCUGCGUUGCACAUGACUGUUGCUAUGCCCGGCUGAUGAGACGUGGGUGUCCCACCAAAUUUCUGGACUACAAAGCUUAUUACCGAGGGUCCACAGUCACCUGUGCAAAACAAAACUGGUGUAAGAGACAAGUGUGUGAAUGUGAUAAAGCAGCUGCCCUCUGCUUUGCGAGAAACAAGAGAAGCUAUAAUAAAAAGUACCAGUACUACAACAACAAGGCCUGCAAAGGGAAGACCCCCAAGUGCUGA